GUGUGUGUGUGUCUCUCUCCCUUGGUCUCAGCCCUAGCUCAUUGGCAAGCUAAUCACGCCUGUUUAGUUGGGGAAAGCACGCGCCGCCGCAGUAGCGCGGGCUGAGCUCCUCGGAAGGAAGUUUAGGAGGCGUACAGGCCUUGCGGACCUCUGGUUGGCGCUUAGACCCCGGCGGCGGGAGUUCCCUGCACGUGCUUCCUCUGGCAACAUGGAGCUGGAGGAGUUAGGGAUCCGAGAGGAAUGUGGCGUGUUCGGGUGCAUCAGCUCAGGAGAGUGGCCCACGCAGCUAGAUGUGCCGCAUGUGAUCGCUCUGGGACUCGUGGGGCUGCAGCACCGGGGCCAGGAGAGUGCUGGUAUUGUCACCAGUGAUGGGAAUUCAGUACCAACAUACAGAACACACAAGGGAAUGGGUCUCAUAAAUCAUGUCUUUACUGAAGACAAUUUGAAGAAAUUAUAUACUUCAAAUCUUGGGAUUGGACACACGAGGUAUGCUACGACAGGAAACUGUGAAUUAGAAAACUGUCAGCCCUUUGUUGUUGAAACACUUCACGGGAAAAUAGCUGUGGCACACAAUGGUGAAUUGGUCAAUGCUGCUCGAUUAAGGAAAAAGCUUCUGCGCCAUGGUAUUGGUCUGUCAACAAGUUCUGACAGUGAGAUGAUCACCCAGUUACUGGCAUAUACCCCUCCGCAGGAACGGGAUGAUACUCCAGACUGGGUAGCAAGGAUUAAAAACUUAAUGAAGGAAGCACCCACAGCAUAUUCCCUACUUAUUAUGCACAGAGAUGUUAUUUAUGCAGUACGAGAUCCCUAUGGAAAUCGCCCUCUAUGCAUUGGUCGUCUUAUUCCUGUAUCUGAUAUAAAUAAAGAGAAAAAAUCUUUAGAAACGGAAGGAUGGGUGGUGUCUUCAGAAUCUUGUAGCUUUUUAUCUAUUGGUGCAAGAUAUUACCGUGAAGUCUUACCUGGAGAAAUUGUGGAAAUAUCUAGACAUAAAGUCCAAAGUCUUGCUGUCAUACCAAGGUCUGGAGGAAACCCAAUGGCUUUCUGUAUCUUUGAGUAUGUUUAUUUUGCAAGACCAGAUAGUAUAUUUGAAGACCAAAUGGUUUACACAGUGAGGUACCGGUGUGGGCAGCAGCUGGCAAUCGAAGCCCCUGUGGAUGCGGAUUUGGUUAGCACUGUGCCAGAAUCGGCUACACCCGCUGCUCUUGGUUAUGCUGGAAAGUGCGGGCUCCCGUAUGUGGAGGUGCUGUGUAAAAACCGGUAUGUAGGAAGAACCUUCAUUCAGCCAAACAUGAGAUUAAGACAGCUUGGUGUUGCAAAAAAAUUCGGAGUAUUGUCAGACAACUUUAAAGGCAAAAGAAUUGUUCUUAUAGAUGAUUCAAUUGUGAGAGGCAAUACCAUCUCACCUAUCAUCAAGUUGCUCAAAGAAUCUGGUGCAAAAGAGGUACAUAUUCGAGUAGCUUCACCACCAAUUAGAUAUCCAUGCUUCAUGGGAAUAAACAUACCAACAAAAGAAGAGCUUAUUGCCAAUAAACCAGAAUUUGAGCAGCUUGCUGAGUAUCUUGGAGCAAACAGUGUCGUAUAUCUGUCAGUAGAAGGACUGGUUUCAUCUGUACAAGAAGGGAUAACAUUUAAAAAACAGAAAGUGAAAAAGCAAGAUAUUAGGAUUCAGGAAAAUGGGAAUGGUGUAGAAUGCUUUGAAAAGAAUGGUCAUUGUACAGCUUGUCUCACUGGAAAAUACCCUGUGGAAUUGGAUUGGUAGCUUGUAGCAGUAGAUACGAUGUUUCAAGAUAUGAAGUUGGUCAAGGAGUUAGAAUGGUUACAUCUUAUCCAUUAGUGUUACCCAGUUGGUCAAUGUAAAUGACACAUGAUUAUGUUCACCUUUGUAAGUUUUGACAUCUUUUUUUCCCUGAAAAGGGUACCAAAGUGCUUUGCUCUCUUUAAUAAUCCUAAAUAUUUUGGUGUUAUCUAGGAACUUGGAUUAUCUUCUCAGUUUUAUUUUAGUAGUUUAGUACUUUGAGGCUAUCCAUUAUGAGAUCAUCAACAGUAAUAUAAAGGUUGGGUUAUCUAAAAAUUUUCAAUUUUAGACAGGAUUGCCACAUACUAUAUACCUUACCACAAAUUCUUAUAGAAUUUUGUGGAAUGUUUCUUAGGUGUUAUUGAAAUUCAGUUAUGGAAUAUUUUCAUAAUUGAACCUUGCUAGUUUCAUAUAAUACAACAAUAUUGGCAUUUUUUUUUUUUACACAGGCAACAGCUAGCUAUUUUCACCUGGUCAGAAAAGGCAGGUGGUAAGUGGCACUUGCCAGGUCCGUGAUUUAAAGAGUUUGCAAGCAGUUAGAAUGAGAUGAUGUGACACAAACAAGACACGUUAAGUAUAACAUUUCAUGCAAAUUUUGAAUCUGUUUUACCCCAAAUGUGUCAAAUCUGUAGAGUUCUGAUUGUAAGCAUGACUUUGGCAUUCUUGUCUAACUUUAGACAAAUCUUUUUUUAAUGCCUUUUUGUGCCUCACUUUUCCCCCACGUGUUUAAUGGGCUAUUUACCAU
Messenger RNA from Phyllostomus discolor (pale spear-nosed bat), 2540 nucleotides. It is a transcript of the gene PPAT, whose product is annotated as phosphoribosyl pyrophosphate amidotransferase. The coding region runs from base 209 to 1759 and encodes 516 amino acids. Gene Ontology annotation, molecular function: amidophosphoribosyltransferase activity. NCBI's taxonomy places the organism in Eukaryota, Metazoa, Chordata, Mammalia, Chiroptera, Phyllostomidae. The record is from RefSeq and is a predicted model, not a curated record. Gene Ontology annotation, biological process: purine nucleobase biosynthetic process; purine nucleotide biosynthetic process. The transcript has 11 exons.